Oreochromis niloticus (Nile tilapia) is the source of this 1559-nucleotide messenger RNA. RefSeq names its product TCF3 (E2A) fusion partner (gene tfpt). Gene Ontology annotation, biological process: apoptotic signaling pathway; positive regulation of apoptotic process; apoptotic process. Gene Ontology annotation, cellular component: Ino80 complex. The coding region runs from base 112 to 705 and encodes 197 amino acids. NCBI's taxonomy places the organism in Eukaryota, Metazoa, Chordata, Actinopteri, Cichliformes, Cichlidae. Gene Ontology annotation, molecular function: DNA binding. The record is from RefSeq and is a predicted model, not a curated record. The transcript is spliced from 7 exons.
UCCACGAGGGUCAGUUGCAGCCACUUUGCUUCACAGACAAACUGAGUGGUUAAAACACCAUUGCUGGCCCUAGGCAGUGAGGCCGUUGAAUCCUAUUUGCCCAGUGUAUUUAUGAUGGAGGAUUUCUCUGGCUUGGCUCUGCCUCCUCUAUUCGGAGGUCACAUCCUGGAAGCAGAACUGGAGCCUGGUGGUGUGGAGCUGGGACCGGGAGAGGUAGAGCUGGGAGGCACCGAGCUGCUUGAGAGCACAACACAAGAAGAUGAAGAAAAAAGAGCUCUUGACAAAAGGAAAUAUCUGGCUCUGAGCAGGAAAUGUAAAGAAAUUGAACAGGUAAAUCAGAAGAUUCUGGGUCGCCUUCACCAAGUACAAAGAAUUACUCGACGUCUGAAGAAAGAAAGGAGAUUCCUCAUGAAGACCUUAGAUGCUCACGGGGAUGACUACAGAAACGCUCAGCUCACUAUACUGCUUGAGGAUGAAUCUGGAGCCCAUUUGGAGCCGGCUGCUGCAGCGGAAGAUGAAAAGCUCAACGGUGUUUCCGGUUCCACUCCAUCUGCAGCAUCACAUCACGUGGCUGGGACAAAGAAAAAGAGGCAUCGAAUUCCUCGUCAAGAAAAGGAUAAAGAGCCACAGAUCGACCCAGAGAUGUCGGCAUUGGCAGAGACACAGUUUGGAGAAAUGUCCAGCCCGACCUCGCUGUCUCAUUGAUCAAACCGCUGUCCUGGAUAUCACGACGAUGGUGACUAGAAUAAGAGCGCCCAGUUUCCAGGACUGUUCAAAACACUGCCUUACUUGAGUUAAUCUUUGUAAUGUUGUGGUUUCACUUGAAUAUUGUGAACAGAUUGAAUUCCUGUAAAACGAGAUGUUAUUCACCUUAUAUAUGUGUAUAUUUGUUUUGUAUAUACGAGGUUAUAUUUUUAUAGUUGACAGUUGAUGGCAACAUAUUUAUGACAAGCGCAUGAUGUUGAAAACAUGAUUUGAUAAAUAUUUGACAUAUUAGAUAAAUACAACAGGGUAUUAGUAUCGUUACUUAUGAUUUUAUGAUUUCUGAUUCAUCCCAAAGAUCAAUGCCAUGAGGUCAGUCAGGCCAGUCAAGUUCUUCCACACCAAGCUCACUCGUCCAUGUCUUUAUGGACCUUGCUUUGUGCACUGGUGCACAGUCAUGUUGGAAUAGCAAGGGGCCAUCCCUAAAUUGUUCCCACAAAGUUUAGAGCAUGAAACUGUCUUCGUAUGCUGAAGUAUUAAGAGUUUCCUUCACUGGAACUAAGCAGCCAAGGCCAGUUCCUGAAAAUCAACUCCACGCCGUAUUUAAGUUUUUAAAAUGGUACCUUAAUGGAAAUGUCCAUUUUUCUGUCCAUAGCUUUUACACAAAUAUGCCUGAAUAACACGUUUCGGUUACAGUUUGUUCCUGUGUUAAAAUGUAAAAAAAAAAAUGCUAGAGCAGUCAAUUUGACAUUUAUUCAUCUUCUUAAAUAGAAUUCGAGGCUCCACAGGAGUGUUUGUCUCCAUAGUCAAGUAUAGAGGCGAAGUGCUAUAAAUUGAGGUCAGUUUUUUACUGUUAA